AUGCAGUUAUGUUUCAAUCCUGCAGGUUUUGAAUCCACGGCAUGUUUCAAGCCAGCCCCGGAGCUGCCUGCAUCUCCAUGCAGGGCCCAGAUGGCAAAACUCCUGCGUUCAGACGUGCAGAGCAGCAUCCAGGACUGCGCAGGGUGGAGCCUGGGAACCGGUGCAGCGCUCCCAGCUGCCGGGAAGGGGCUGUCCCGGGCACGGGCGUCCCUCGUCCCCUUCCCCGGAGCAGCCCGGUCCUGGGGGCAAAGGAAGGGCCGAGCCCGAGCAUCCCCAGCCAUGCAUCUCUCUCCGCGGCAGCCGCUGCCGCCGGCCCCCGCUGCUGAUUGAGCUGCCCGCUGCCUCCCUGCUGCCGCCGGAGCCCCACGCUGUAAGCUGCUAAGCCCUUCUCGGGGCUGGAGGCAUCCUCCUGGGGUCGGGGCUGCAGGGCCGGGAUGCCCCGGGGUGGGUCCCACUCCUCCCCCCGCUUCCAGGCCCCACUACGCAGCUGCAGGCGGGCACAGCCCUGCCCAGCAGCGCCAGCCCCGCCGGCCCGGAGCAUCCUGGCAGCAUGGCAGCUGGAGCAGGGUGCUGAGCCAGCCGGCUGCCUGCUGCAAUACCGCAGUGCUGCUGCAUUGCCCCAAGGAAGAGGCCAGCUCCGCCGGGCCCCGCUGGGCACCCCCAGCCGGUGUGCCAGUUCUCCCCACGGCCAGGACCAGCCGCGCCUCUGCUAUGUCCCUGCCCAACAGCAGACGACCUUCCACUGGAUCUCGAAGGCGCCCCUCCCCGCCCGUGAGCAUGCGGGACACCUACGGCACCUCCUCACUGAGCAGCAGCAGCAACUCGGGCUCUUGCAAGGGCAGCGACAGCAGCCCCACCCCCAGGCGUCCAGUCAAGUACACGCUGUGCAGCGAUAACCAUGGGAUCAAGCCCCCGACACCCGAGCAGUACCUGACCCCGCUGCAGCAGAAGGAAGUCUGCAUCCGGCACCUGAAGGCGCGGCUGAAGGACACCCAGGACAGGCUGCAGGACAGGGAUGCGGAGAUCGAGGACCUGAAGACGCAGCUGUCGCGGAUGCAGGAGGACUGGAUCGAGGAGGAGUGCCACCGCGUGGAGGCCCAGCUGGCGCUCAAGGAAGCCCGCAAGGAGAUCAAGCAGCUGAAGCAGGUGAUCGACACGGUGAAAAACAACCUGCUGGAGAAGGACAAGGGGCUGCAGAAGUACUUCGUGGACAUCAACAUCCAGAACAAGAAGCUGGAGACGCUGCUGCACAGCAUGGAGGUCGCGCAGAACGGCACGCUCAAGGAGGACGGGGCCGGGGAGUCGGCGGGGGGCUCGCCGGCCCGCUCCCUCACCCGCAGCUCCACCUACACCAAGCUCAGCGACCAGGCGGCCGGCGACAAGAACGUGGGGGGCUCGCAGACCAUCUCGGUGGAGGAGGUGGGCGACAGCGGCUUCGUGGUGGCCGAGGACUCCCUGAGCCGCACGGACUUGCUGGAGCCCAGCAGCCUGCUGUCGUCCGGGGUGGAGUGCGGCACGGAGGAGGCUUCCCUGCAGGGCUCCUUCACGCUGGGCUCCCGCCUGCCCACCAGCUCCACCUACGAGAAGCUGCUGGGCACACCCACCGCGGUGGAGGCCGGCGUGCAAGCCAGCUGCCUCCAGGAGCGGGCCAUCCAGACGGACUUCAUGCACUACCAGCCCGACUUGGACACCAUCCUGGAGAAGGUCAUGAAGUCCCAGGCCUGCAGCCUGGGCAGCCCCACCUCCGUCUGGGUGUCAGAGAUGGACGAUGCGGUGCCCGGCACAGAGACUCAGGCCCAGAGCAAUGCUGGCACCAUGGACUUGAUGCCCACGGACCCCAACCCGACCAUGGUGGUGACCGCGGAGGCGGGGGCGGAGAUGCCGGAGGGGAAAACGGGCCCUGGCCCGACUAGUGGCAACCCCGCCGUGCACCAUACCGCCGGUCCGGCUGUGACCAUCCUGUGCGCCGCGGAGGAGGAGACCCCCGAACCCGGCGCGGAGGCUGCGGUCCCCAAGAGCUACUGGAGCCGCCACUUCAUCGUGGACCUGCUGGCCGUGGGGGGGCCCGCAGGGCCCCGGGGGCGCUGCACCGUCGCCUUGCACUCCAUCCGCAAGAUCAGCUGCCGCUCCGUCAGCACCCCGGGGGCCGGUGCCCAGCCCUAGCCGUGCCCCCAUCCCGCCUGCCUGCCUCGCGCCCGCUCCGUGGCCCGCCUCGUGCCCACCAGACCACUGAUUGUACAUCUCAUCCACGCCGAACCUUCCUUCACGUCGCUCGCAGGACAGGGGACCUUGGCCCGCUCGGAGCCGCUGCAACUAUUUAUGCAAUGGCGGGAAGGGGUCCUGGGGGGGCACAGACCCGUAUGCCCAGCCAGCAGGGCAUGGACUGCCUGCCAUGGCUGGCCACAGGCUUUGUGGAGCGGGGAGGACAUCCCAGACCCCUCUCCGGACUGGUAGACCCUGCGCAGCCCUUUGCCCUUGCUGCUUCUGGACAGUUGAGGGUUCCUGCCAGCUGGCCAAGGGGACUUGUGUUGCAUUUGGACUUGUUUUUGCAGGGCCCUGGCCCUCUCCUGCACCUGCGUGUGGUGGCUGUAGCUCUCCAGUAGCAUUUUAGGACUGGCACUGGACUGCCAGAGACCCGGGAGGGGGCAGAUGCUGGGGCAGACACAGCAGGCAGCUCCCCGCCUACCUGAGCAGGGUGGGGGCAAGUGCAAGACGCACAACCCUCCCUCCCAAGGGGCGCACGGCACUUGGCAACCCGGGGAGCGCCUCUGCUCGGCAUUGCUCAUCCUUGCUGCUCUGCCCCCACGGGGCUCACCCAGCCACGGCUGCGAGGGACCCCGGAUAUACCUCACGUGAGCCCCAGCCAGAGCUGGAGCCCCAGCCGGAGCCAUCUCUGGGCAGCACCCCCUGGGCUGCCCGCAGCGAGCUGUCCUCAAGUUCAGUGUUGCUCAUUCUUUGCUUUGCACUACGGUCACUUUCUUUGCAAAACCUCGAGCUCUCUGCAUUGCUGCUCACUGCCCAGCCCUGCGACGGGCCGGCACGGUGCUGCUGGCAGGGGCGGGGGGUCAGUGCGUGCACUGGGGGGGCACUUUGCCCAGCUCAGCACCAGCUGGCGUGGCAGGAAAGCCCUCUGAGAUGCCUUUUAACCACUCAGACCAGAACUGGGGACCCACGCAGGCUGCAGCCCCCACCCACCUUGCUGCCCCUCGGGCAGCCCUACCCACAGAGUCACAGGCACCGCGCUGAGUGGGCCCUUCUCUUUUUGCAGUGACUUGAACUGAUGGUGUUUCCCCUCCCCGUCGCCCACCCCCCUGGGGGGAAGGCAGUGCUCUGUGCAGGCUUGGAGCCAGCCGGCUGGGGACCAGUGCACGGGUACGCGGCCCAGGGCAGACCCCUCUGCUGAGGUCUCCAGUAGCCCUGCCACCCCCUGGCUGCUGCCCCAGCUCCCGGGCUGGGCAGCUGCUGCAUGUCCCCGCGGGUGGGCUCGCACACGCGCCCCUCGCUCACACCCUGCUCCAGGGUCCCGAGCCCCCACAGCUGCAGGCACUCAGACCGGGGCGAGAGCAGACCCGGGCACCUC
Molecule: messenger RNA, 3580 nt
Organism: Alligator sinensis (Chinese alligator)
Lineage: Eukaryota; Metazoa; Chordata; Crocodylia; Alligatoridae
Gene: SNPH
Product: syntaphilin
Biological process (GO): neuron differentiation
Cellular component (GO): cytoplasmic microtubule; mitochondrion
Source: RefSeq, a predicted model, not a curated record